AUGGACGGGGACUUUUGGGAACUGGACGCCUCCACUCCCCGGACCCUUGAAGGAAGCGCUCGUGCAGUCCCGGGAAAGGCUCUACCGCUGGGUGUGUCAAGGGGCACCAGACUUUCCAGGCCCAAGCAGAUCGACUUCAUGCAGCGCUUCAUGGCCGCCCCUUUUGUUCCCUCCUUCUCCAAUCACCUUGGCCUCACUCUUCAGCGAGUUUUCACCGUUCCUUUUAAUGACAAUUGUCUGUUCUCGAUAUUGCAGCUCGAAAACGUUCUUAUCGAUGCAAAAGGGAACAUAAGGAUAUCUGAUUUUGGACUCAGUGCGUUGCCUCAACACAUUAGGGGGGAUGGCUUACUGCAUACUACCUGCGGAAGUCCUAACUAUGUGGCGCCCGAGAUUCUCGCUAAUAAAGGGUAUGAUGGUGCCACCUCAGACAUAUGGUCAUGUGGCGUCAUCUUGUAUGUAAUUCUCACCGGAUAUCUCCCUUUCGAUGAUAGAAAUCUUGCAGUUCUCUAUCAGAAGAUUUUCAAAGGGGAUGCUCAGAUUCCUAAGUGGUUAUCAUCCGGUGCUCGGAACAUGAUAAGAAGGAUUCUUGAUCCAAACCCUGAUACCAGGAUAACAAUUGCAGGUAUUAAAGAUGAUGAAUGGUUCAAGCAAGACUAUACUCCUGCAGUAGCUGAUGAUGAGGAAGAAGAUUUAUACAUUGACGAUGAAGCCUUCUCAAUGGAUGAAGUGGCAUCUGAUGGAACUAGGAGUCCAGAAUCACCCACUAUCAUUAAUGCUUUUCAGUUGAUAGGAAUGUCCUCAUGCCUGGACCUUUCUGGUUUCUUUGAGGAGGAGGAUGUCUCUGAAAGGAAGAUCAGAUUUACAUCCAAUCAUUCGGCAAAAGAUUUGCUCGCAAGGAUCCAAGAUAUUGUGACAGAGAUGGGAUUUCGAGUCCAAAUGAAGAACGGAAGGUUGAAAGCAACACAAGAACACAGAGGCCAGAAAUGUCAUGGCAGUCUUUCAGUUGCAGCCGAGGUGUUUGAGAUAAGCCCAUCCUUGUAUGUAGUUGAAUUAAGAAAAUCGUGUGGUGAUUCUACAGUUUAUAGACAGUUAUGUAAAAAGAUUUCAAAUGACUUGGGCGUUCCUCAAGGCCAAGGGCUGGUGUACACACAAGCUUGAUAGACUAGUUGUUGAUUGGUUAAAGGAUAUCAGCUCUGAGCCUGAGACUGAGAGAGAUGCUAUCAUAGGUUAUAGUUAUAUUUAUGUAAAUGUUUUUUUUUUGUUUAUUUACAGUAGCAUUUUCUUUUUGUUUUAUAGCUUUUUGGGGAAAAAGGGAGACCUAAACUAAAGUAAAUAACUAUAAGCACAUAUGUCCAAAGUGCAGAUAUGUUGUGUUGGCAGUUACAAGCAGAAGCAGCAGUCUAGUCUUUUAAUGUAAUCCAGACAGUGCUGCUGCUUUCUGCAUGUUCAUAGAUAUUGAUAAUUGAAUAUAAAAUCACAUUUCAUCA
Molecule: messenger RNA, 1487 nt
Organism: Theobroma umbraticum
Lineage: Eukaryota; Viridiplantae; Streptophyta; Magnoliopsida; Malvales; Malvaceae
Gene: CIPK1
Product: CBL-interacting protein kinase 1
Biological process (GO): signal transduction; protein phosphorylation
Molecular function (GO): protein serine/threonine kinase activity; ATP binding
Source: RefSeq, a predicted model, not a curated record